AUGCCUGAAUGCCGGGGGACACACGAGGGGGAGGAAGGGAUCGUGCGAGCUGCUGGCCGCGCUGCGCUGCCUGCUGCCCCGCCCGGCCGGCCCAGGCGGUCGCGGCUCAUUCGGAGAAUGGCCGCAGCCACGGCGUGCGGCUCCCCGCCUCCCCGCCCGCCCCGCGAACAGCAGCCGCCGCCGGCGGCGCGGAAGCGGGGUGACUCCCGGCGGCGGCAGGCCGCCCUCUUCUUCCUCAAUAACAUCUCCCUGGACGGACGGCCGCCCUGCCCGCCCGCCGAGAAACCACCGUUGCCGCCGGCCGCCGGCCCGGGAGAAGGAGAGGAGGCGGUGGCGGAGCCGGCCGGAGCCCCCCCGCGCUUGCUGUCCCCGCCGCCCGUCUGCCAACCGCCGCCCGCCCUGCUGCUACCCGGUGUCCCCCCCAUCGCUGGAGCCAAGGGGGAGGCGGACCCCUCCCGCGGGGGCAUCUUCCUGCCGCAGCUGCUGCUGGGCCCCCCGCUCUGCCCGCCGCCCCCGGCACCCCCCGCCCUGCCGGGGAUGCUGGCGGUCGCCAAGCCGGGAGCCCCGGGGCUGCUGAGCCCCACGCAGAGCGCAGCGGGCGGCGGCGGCGGCUUCGCUCUGGAGGCGCAGCGGCAGAGGACCAAGCAUAUAUCUGGGUCACCACGACACAAAAGUUUGAAGAAGAUGCACUUCAUCAAGAACAUGAGGCAGUAUGACACCAAGAACAGCAGGAUCGUGUUAAUCUGUGCUAAACGAACACUGUGUGUGGCUUUUUCCAUCCUUCCUUACGGGGAGAGUUUAAGGAUCAGUGAUCUGAAAAUGGAAGGGCAGAAGCAGAGACAUCCUUCUGGGGGAGUUUCUGUCUCCACUGAAAUGGUGCUUGGACUGGAAGGAGUAGAGCUGGGUGCUGAUGGCAAGGUUGUGUCCUAUGCAAAUUUCUUGUAUCCAACCAAUGCCCUGGUGGUUCGGAAAGCUGAGAGCUACAGUGCUGCUCCCCCCUGCAGAGCCACUGCCUCACGGAGUCUUCCUGGAUCAAGAUACAAACCUGUGACAGCAAAAACAAUCCCAGCAGGAACAGAGAUAGGAAGUGAAGCUGGAGAAGCUGCAGAGUAUGAUCCAAAUAUUCUGGAUGAUCCUCAGUGGCCCUGUGGAAAACACAAACGUGUUCUCAUCUUUGCCUCUUACAUGACUACAGUCAUAGAAUAUGUGAAACCCUCGGACCUUAAAAAGGAUAUGAAUGAAACCUUUAGGGAGAAGUUUCCUCACAUCAAGCUGACACUGAGCAAAAUCAGGAGUUUGAAGAGAGAGAUGCGGAACCUGAGCGAGGAGUGCAACCUGGAGCCUGUGACUGUCUCCAUGGCUUAUGUUUACUUUGAGAAACUCGUCCUCCAGGGCAAACUCAACAAACAGAACCGCAAACUGUGCGCUGGUGCUUGUGUUCUGCUUGCAGCCAAGAUCAGCAGUGAUCUCAGGAAACACGAAGUUAAACACCUUAUUGAUAAACUAGAAGAAAGAUUCAGAUUCAACAGAAGAGAUCUGAUUGGCUUUGAAUUCACCGUCCUUGUAGCUUUGGAACUGGCACUCUACCUUCCUGAAAGCCAAGUGUUACCUCAUUACAGACGACUGACACAACAGUCCUAACCAAAGCCACCUUCCAGCUGAGGCUCUGGGCAUCACCUCACUGAAGGCUCCUGGUGAAGGUGUUCCUGGCCUUCCAGUGCCAUGGCUCCAGCCAGUCCUCAAGUCUCCUAUGAAACUGUCCAGGUCUGCAUCAUGGACACGUGUGCCAAGUCUGGGGAGAUGGUACAAGAGGAGUUGUGGAACUUUUGAAGUUUUCUUUGUGGACGUUUAAAGCACAAGUGUUCACCAGUCAGCUGUCGUGGCUGCUUAUUAUUCCUUAUUUAUCUUUUUUGGUUUUACUGAAACUGUUCUUAGGAAGAAUACUAUGGUAUUGUUUGGUUGGUUUUUUUGGUUGGGUUUUUUUAAGCUUUUAUUGUAUUCCUUGAAAUUGAAGGAAGCCUCACUUCCAUUCCAGUGCACCAUAAUGUUCAGAUGUUUUUAAGAAUCUUCUUGCAUUUUUACAUUAAUGAAAUGCAUACUUUAUUUUUUUAAAGAUGUGCCUAAAACUUAGCUGGUCUGGUACCAGUGCUUUUUAAGUUAGUUAUGUUAUUUAGUGGAAAUUCCUGAAUUUGUAUAGCCAUUUAUUCUUUACCUGCAUUGGCCUUGCAUACAAGGAAAACAAUUCCAAUCUAUCUGCACUAACAAUACACAGGGCAUUUAGUCUGUACUUACAGCUCACUAAGUAGCAAGACUGAAAUGACUCUGUUCCAGUUGAAUUAAUAAUGAUGAAUACCUUAAGAUACAUUUUAUUUAAAGAGGAGAGAGAAAAUCUAUCAUUAAAUACCAGUUGUCAAACAAGGUAGCUGCAGCAAAAUGAUUGCCAUCCCUAAUCCACUCCUGAGUGGGAGAUGAGCCCUGGAACAAGGGCAAUUUGCUGUCAAAUGUAUCAUUUAUGAUUUUUCUUUCAGUGUUCUGUAGUCUCAAACAAGCACCUUUUUAGUCUGACUGUACUGUACCUGGUCUGAUGUGUUCUGAGCAGAUCUUCAGUCAGCAGAGCUCCUGCUGCCCAACUAAAGCCACUGAUACAAAGCAUGCUCAAAGUAUGGAAAACCCAACUUUUUUACUCUGUUCUUCCAAGCAUUUGCAUCACUGUGAUGGGCCUCCUGAAACUGGCAUUUGUUGCACAUCUGAAGAGGCACUUGCUGGCCUGUGCCCAGCAGCAUACAGAGGUUCAGUCAUUUCUCUGACUCUUCCAUUUAUUUUCCAAAUGUCUGGGUUGGGAAUGGACUCUGUAUGUGGAACCUUCUGUGAUACUGUCUCUUGGGUUUAUUUUCUGAAGCAAUAUUAUGAUCAAAGUUAACUGUGUCCAUUUGCAAGGAGCAAAGCUGAUGCUUGGCUGUUACGACUGAGGAAUCUGUAAUUUAAGUUUGACUCCUAAAUGAAUUUCUAGACCUCAUAGUGAGGUAAGGGACCUGCUGUAUAAUAUGUAAAGUAAUGUAAAUUUCUGUUCCUUGUAUUUAAUGUUGUUUGUGGGCAAAACCAAAGCUGAGUCUUUCCUCUUCAGCUUUGUUUUGGCUGAAGCUAAUCUGGCUUCCAUUAGAAUUGCAGCAAACUUUACUGAAGCCCCUUCCUCUGUAAGUAGGGACUGAAAUGUAUUUUUCAUAUAUAAUAAUAACAGUGACUAUCAGAUCCUUUGUAACUGUGUUCAGCUGUGUGUAGCUUUGAGUUAUUUGUGUAAAACUUAAUAUGCUUGUGACUUCUCUCUAACACAGGACUCUCCAAUCUCCAGAAGUGAGAUGGUAGCUACUAAGUUAGGAGGUAACUGGCAAGCUUACUGUCUAAAAACAUUUAAAAAGAUGCCUACUAGUUAAACUUUCUACUGAAUAUAACUGUCCUUGCAUGCAAGAAAUAGUGUUGUAAUAAUCAGCUAGUGUAUAGUGAGCCUCCAGCUGAGCAUCAGUGCUGAGAACAACUUCCUAAACUUGUUAGAGGUAGAAAUGAGCAAAGGAAUUUUCUCACACUAUCUCCAGAACUAUCAGAACACUCUGGUUGCUAUGAAAGAGAUCAGAAAACACCUUUCUCUGGGAGCUUCUUUGUUCAGUGUAGAAAGAGCUUUCUGUAAGGAAAUUAACUUUCCUUUCUCACCAUCUAAGGGAAAAAAGACUUUUUGUUUGUUUGUUUGCAACACUUUGCAGUCUCUAUUCAGUGGAAGUCUCCUUGCAGUGGGCAGCAGAGCUGCAGUGACACUCCCAGCAGCUCUGGUUUCACCUGGCAACCCGGGAACCUUUUGUUUUCCCUUUCAGGAGAACAAAUCAGGAUAAGGAGCAUUAAAUUACAGAAGCCCGAAUGUUGUUGAAGGGUAACUCUAAACACACAGUGUUCCUGAGCCCAAAAGCUGCAGCACAGGCCAAAAAAACCCGAAGUUGGGGAGCAAAGUUUGUGCCCACAGCUCUGGCAGAGCCCCUGUCACCCACAGCCUGGUUUGUCCCUCCCUCCCGGUGUCCUGCAGAGAUGCACCCAAUAAAUCUCUCUGGAACUCUGAAUUUUUCUAUUUCUAGAAGGUAGCUUGCAGUCCUGUGCGGGAAUUUCACCUAAAAGCUGCCACCGUGUGGCAAAGGACGAUUAUUACCGCCUGAACCGGUACCAAACGGACCCAAAACCACCGGCUUUCUUUUUCCACAUCCCAACUCCUCUGGCUUUGCCCAACUGGGCUGUCCCAGCCCGGAGAACUCUCUGGACGAAGCAGCAGCAGAACUUUUCCAUGGGCACUUUGUCUUUUUUCCAUUAUUUCAAAGCCUGGAGUUGUAACCCGGUCCCUCGCGUCCUCCAUCAACUCGUGGAAUUUAAGAUGCUGGUCCCCCCGUCCCUGGGGGCAGCCCCGGAGGUGCCGUCCCGGCGCUCUCCCCGGGCUCUCCUCGGAGCUCUGGGGGUUCGGG
Messenger RNA from Calypte anna (Anna's hummingbird), 4496 nucleotides. It is a transcript of the gene CABLES2, whose product is annotated as Cdk5 and Abl enzyme substrate 2. The transcript has 11 exons. The record is from RefSeq and is a predicted model, not a curated record. Bases 1 to 1641 code for a protein of 546 amino acids. Gene Ontology annotation, biological process: regulation of cell cycle. NCBI's taxonomy places the organism in Eukaryota, Metazoa, Chordata, Aves, Apodiformes, Trochilidae.